Molecule: messenger RNA, 1464 nt
Organism: Lotus japonicus
Lineage: Eukaryota; Viridiplantae; Streptophyta; Magnoliopsida; Fabales; Fabaceae
Product: transcription factor MYB108-like
Exons: 3
Coding region: 214-1074 (286 amino acids)
Biological process (GO): regulation of DNA-templated transcription
Cellular component (GO): nucleus
Molecular function (GO): DNA-binding transcription factor activity; sequence-specific DNA binding
Source: RefSeq, a predicted model, not a curated record
UUCAAAGCCUCGUCUCCUCGUGUAUUUAUAAAAGCCCCACCCUUGUUUAUCCUCCUUGUAAUAAUCCAACAACUUCUUUGUCUCUCUCUCUCUCUCACACCCUAUCUAUCUCAUCAAUCCCUUACCUCUCCAUCUAAGCUAAUUACACCUCUUUUUCUUCUUUAGAGUUAGAAUCUAAUCUAGUAACCAGUGGCAAUUGGUGAAUAUAUAUCAAUGGAUGUAAAAGGAAGAGGAGGAAGCAACAACAACACCGAUACAACAAUCAUGAGUGAGGAUGAGAUGGACCUCCGAAGAGGCCCUUGGACUGCGGAUGAGGACCUCACCCUCAUGAAUUACGUUGCUACUCAUGGUGAAGGUCGUUGGAACACCCUCGCCCACUCAGCCGGCCUCAAGAGAACUGGGAAGAGUUGCAGAUUGAGGUGGCUGAACUAUCUCCGUCCUGAUGUUCGACGAGGAAACAUCACACUUGAAGAACAACUCUUGAUUCUCGAUCUUCAUUCUCGCUGGGGAAAUAGGUGGUCAAAAAUUGCUCAGUAUUUACCGGGAAGAACCGAUAAUGAGAUCAAGAACUAUUGGAGAACCCGAGUACAAAAGCUUGCAAAACAACUAAAAUGUGACGUGAAUAGCAAGCAAUUCAAGGACACCAUGCGCUACCUUUGGAUGCCAAGGCUUGUAGAACGCAUCCAAGCAGCCGCCACCGCAACCGCCACGACAACCAAUUCAAGCUCUCCAACUCUAUCCACCAUCACCACCACCACCACUGUCACCGCCACUAACACCCACGACGACAACAUGAAAAUGGGGUUAAGUACUCCUCCAGCUUCAUCUUCAUCAGACUCGUUUGGGACUCAGGUUUCAGAAUUGAGUGAUUAUUAUCAACCCCCUCAACUUGGCUCUGAUUAUUGCAUCAGAAGCCCCUCUGCAGGGUUGUUCUUCCCUCAGGGAAUGGAUUUUCAAACCACCGUGGUGGAGCCAAACACGCCGUGGAUGAUGAUCCAAAGCGGUGGGGACUCUUCCGACAGCUUUUGGAACGCGGAAAACAUGUUGCUUUUACAGCAGCAGCUCAUGAAUUAGUUAGUUAAAACAUGUGAAAAACAUUGGAGUGAGAAAGAGGGGAAUUUUCAAAAAAAAAAGGAAGGGGCAGUUUUGAAAUACAAAGAAUUGAAAGGAUAGAAACAUCAAAUAAAAUAAAUUCAUAUGUAGGGCACAUGGCACGUAGGGUCGAUCUAUGUAUGUUCAACAUAUAUAAAUCUGAAACUGUGAAUUAAUUGGGGGAAUUAUUUAUCAGUUUGUAUUUUUUUUUUCUUCAAUAUUAGAGGUGGUGGUGGAAUUGGAAAGAUUGAAAUGUGUCCUUUCUCUGCAUGAUUUCAUUCUUUGAAAUUAUUAUUUUUUUUUGUAUGGCUUAUAAAAAAAAUAACUUUUUUUUGUUAUGUUUUAUUUUAAUUUCCUAGCUAGCCUUUUGUA